AGAGCAGGGCGCGCAGCAGGGCGUGCAGCGCGCGCCACGCCAGGCCCCCCGCGCCGCUCAUGGGGGCGCGCGCGGCGGCGCCAACGGCCGCGCCAACGGCCCCAACGAUUAUCUUCACAGUGCUGCAGAAUCUUUUUGGAAGACAUCCAGCUUUCUCCUCGGCUUUCUGCUGGUGCCGCACACUGCCCUCCCCUGACAUCCGUUCCUUUGGCCGUCAGCACUCUUCUGGUUCUGAGAAGGUCACAGGUGCAAUUCCAAGGGUUUCCAUCUAAAUAGAGAUGCCGGAGGCGAGGAAAUAACUACAUCAGAGCAUGUGAUGAAUGAUCCUGCUUCUGGCAGAGAAGCCGUGUGCAUUCAGCAGCUGACCAUGGCAGCCAUACCACUGCCACUCCAGGGAAUAUCAUCAGUCUCUUCCCUGCGUUCUGACCACUCCCUGCAAGAUUUUCUGGAGCAUGGGCUCUUCUGUAUGAGUCAUGAAAUACUUGGACAUGUUAUGGAUAGGGAAGAAAACACACUCAAAGGCAGAGUCGCAAUCAAGUUGUUCCGGAUAUCAAGCACCCUUAGUUUCAUCAAACCUUCAAAAUCCGAUGCAUGCAAAGUGGUGAUGGAAUUAUCAGCGAGUUUUAAAAUCUCAAGGCCGGAUGGGAGGAAGGACAGAACUGCAACCCAGCGUCUGCUAAACCAAGCAGCAAGAGCAGAAAACCUAUUCCUAAAACAAUGCGUUGAACUGGCAUGUGUAACAAUCUAUGCAGAAAAAUCCUGCCUGACUUGUGCCAUAGUGAUCAGGCAAUCUGAUGGUAAGAAAGCUGAUGAAGAGGCACAGGUGCAUGUGAGUGCAAGACUAACAGGAAUAUGGGAACUACACAAAAAGGUGAAUGACCAUUCCAGGAUCUCUAGUGUGGAAGGAGCACUGCUGGCUCUGUGAGUGGACAUGAAGAACAUAAAUCGCUCUCAACAGUUUUCAUGCAAACUCUCCAUACCUUUCAAUGGGGAUUCCUGUGCAGAGUAGAGUUAACAGAAGUUGGAAGAUCUUUCAGUUUUGCUGCUUUUAUUUCAGAUCUGAAGAAGUGCUCAUGUGACUUUAAAAUUUUGUUGCUGUUGUUGUUGUUUUCCAAAUAUACCAAUUACCCUAAUGAAAAUAAGAUUAUCUUUUUGCACAAAUUUUACCUCAUACAAGAUUUCAGCUUCCACAGUACUGGUGUUCGGGCCUUUUCUUUCUUCACCAAAGUCAGAGGUUAGACAAAAGCACACGUACAAAUGUUAAGAUGUAAUUUUUAUAUGUUUAACGUAAGAUUACCUUUAGAAAAUCAAAUAAAACUAAGGCAACAUUAAAAUUAGAAGAAAAAAUUGCAAAACUAUUUUAGAAGUUUAGAAAUUUCUGAAUUAAGAUAGUUCAUAAAAGCUGAAGGUGGAUCCUUCGUAAUGUGCUUGAUGGUACAAACUGCACAAGCAAAUGUGCAGUCCUACCACAAAGGACACAGGGAAGCCGAGCUCUUACAAUUAGCAUGGUCCUUGCCUUUGGAAAGGAGAUAUUGCAGGAAAAGACCAGUUUAAGACCUGCAGAGGGCAUGGGUAGGAGCUUAGUCCCCGAGGGAUAUCACACUCACACGUAGUUUGGCAACUGGGAGCUGCUAAGUGAUGGCGUAUGCUUGAAAGAAUCCUUGGCAUAUUUAGCUGCCAUAUGCUACCAAGCGCCUGCUAUGGAGUACGUGUGAAUUUAUAAUUAUUUUUUCUGGAGGUUUUUAACUUGGAUUUGGACCAGUUUUCCAUAGGGACAACAAAUGGCAUUUGUCUGCUGCAAAGGUUGCCUUCAAUCAAAUUCUUCUUGCCAGAGUGGAUAGGCCUGCUAAGAGAAACAAUCGUAACGUUUUUAAAAACAUUAUGCUUCCCUUGAUCAUCUGUUGAAAUAAUUUCAACUGCUUUCCAGGAUUGUUUCUUAAACAAAGAGCCUCAGAGUGUUAGACUGUAUUAAGAAUGUCAGCCUAGACACGUUGUAGGCAAAUGAUUUAUAUCUAAUUGAUGUAAGGAUUAUACAUUUAUCAACACCAAUUUUGUGUUUCUUCCUACAAAAUAAACCUGCAAGUAGAGUUUUGCAAAGACAAACAGAAGCCUGUCUGAAAAAGGUGUCUCAAUCUUCUUCAUAAGCCAAGAUUUUUUGUGGAAAUAUUUAUCAUCUGCUUUCACAGUGUGUGGAGAAUAUGCUUUCUAACUCCAGGCAAGUUCAUCUUCAUACACCGGGAACAGCUGCUGAAUGACUUAAAGCAGAUUUUUCCUCCAUACUGUAAGUAGGUAGCUUUCUUUUUCCUCUUCUACACUGGCUACAUAGAG
This is a messenger RNA of Cygnus atratus (black swan), 2328 nucleotides long. RefSeq lists its product as uncharacterized. NCBI's taxonomy places the organism in Eukaryota, Metazoa, Chordata, Aves, Anseriformes, Anatidae. The transcript has 6 exons. The record is from RefSeq and is a predicted model, not a curated record. The coding region runs from base 317 to 925 and encodes 202 amino acids.